AUGGUAGUUCGCCGUAAGAAAACGACAAUUCAUUUAAAUGCGAAAGAAACGAUCAGUGUUUUGGAGGUGAAACGAAUGAUAGAAGGUAUACUCAAGGUGCCACCGGAAAAUCAAAUGCUUUUGAAGCACCUCACGGAAAUGGAGGAUGAUAAGACUUUGGGAUACUAUAAUCUUAAUGGACAAACAGCGCGCGCACAUACUCCUGCCUCACUGGGGUUGUGCCUACGUGAUCCAGGUAUGGAUGAGCCAGAGGCGUUUAAUUAUUUGUUUGCAAACAAAUAUCAUAGUCCUUCUCUGGUUCCGUCAUUCCGAUUGUCUAUUAUUCCAAUCCACGGUGCUUAA
Echinostoma caproni is the source of this 342-nucleotide messenger RNA. The record is from the annotation of a GenBank genome assembly. Lineage: Eukaryota; Metazoa; Platyhelminthes; Trematoda; Plagiorchiida; Echinostomatidae.